AUGAGACGAUUAGCUUUUUUGUUGGUUCUUUCUUUAGCAAUCGUUGAAGAGUGUAGACAAACUGUGGCUUUGAAGUCUUCCAAGUCUAAGAGUCCAACAAAGGGAAAGACAACUGCUGCACCAGUGACUUUGAAAACUACUCCUAAACAUACAACUGCUGCUAAAAAUGUGCCUGUAGUUCACGGAAAAAAGGUUGUAUUAAAACCAACAUCUGCCAAAGACACCAAGCCUAAACCCGUCAAAGUCAUUGUUCACGGAAAGAAGGUUGUAUCGAAACGAAAGCAGUCAACAUCUAAAGAUGGCACACAAAUCAAGACAAGAAAAUCAAGAAAGAAAAGUGAAAUUCAUGUCAUCAAAAUCCAAGCCGACACGUCAGCACUGAAUAAAAACAAUACUCAUGGUUCAAACACAUUGACCAAUGUUUCAUACACAAAAGCGGAAGAUAAUGCUCCCAAGGACUAUACCAUUGUGGGAGAGUACAAGAUAUUUAAAUAUGAAGAUGAUCACAUUAAGAAGGAUGAUUGUCCACCUUACUGGCACAAGUAUGACGGCAAUUGCUAUCUUUUCAGCAGAGAUCGUCUAAAUUGGUAUCUUGCAUCAAUGAAAUGCUUCAAUCUUGGUGGCUUUCUGGCAACGGUGGAAAGUUCUCACGAAAACACCUACAUUAUAAACCAACUCAAGGCAUACAAAAUUACACGAGGAGCGUGGAUGGGACUAAACACCGUUCUGUACCCACAGAAACAUAAAUGGUAUUGGGGAUUUUCUGGAAAACGAAAUUUUGGCUUUGAUUGGUAUGGAUUUGAGCCAGUUUACAAGAAGAAAGGCGAUUAUUUGUGUGCAAUCUUUUGGAAAACAUAUCAUUUCCAUUGGCACGUUGGUAGCUGUUCUCAAAACAACUAUUAUGUAUGCAAAAUUAAACUGAAAGAGUCUUGUUCAUGCACAUUCUGA
Saccostrea echinata is the source of this 948-nucleotide messenger RNA. RefSeq names its product C-type lectin domain family 7 member A-like. The record is from RefSeq and is a predicted model, not a curated record. NCBI's taxonomy places the organism in Eukaryota, Metazoa, Mollusca, Bivalvia, Ostreida, Ostreidae. Gene Ontology annotation, molecular function: signaling receptor activity. The transcript is spliced from 5 exons. Bases 1 to 948 code for a protein of 315 amino acids.